Messenger RNA from Botrytis deweyae, 429 nucleotides. RefSeq lists its product as uncharacterized. The coding region runs from base 1 to 429 and encodes 142 amino acids. The transcript is spliced from 2 exons. NCBI's taxonomy places the organism in Eukaryota, Fungi, Ascomycota, Leotiomycetes, Helotiales, Sclerotiniaceae. The record is from RefSeq and is a predicted model, not a curated record.
AUGCCUAGUCAAGGUAGUGGUCAAGGCAGUGGUCCAGAUCCAUCUCAAAAGAGACGUACCCGACUCGACGCCGUCGCCGAACUGAAAAAUAAAACCAAUACCCCAAAAGCAAAAGCAGCCGCCAAGGCUGAGAAUGAAGCCAAGAGAACUCAACUCACCGAACUAUAUAAAACGUUUGAAGGUAUAAAAACUAAAAUCGAAGCUGAUUUGGAAGAACAGGAACAAGAGAGACGGAAGCUGCUGAAAGAAAAUAUAAGAAAGAAUGUAGCUGCUCACUGGGCGAAAGAGAACAAGAAAGAAGAAGAGCUUAAGAGAAAUGGAAAUAGCAGUGCUUCUAGUGGAGAAAAGAAACGUCCGAAUAGAACGAGUAGUAGUUCCAGUACAGAUACGUCAAAGGGAAAAGGGACUAUGAAGAAGUCUGUUACUUAG